This is a messenger RNA of Acinonyx jubatus (cheetah), 4019 nucleotides long. RefSeq names its product NADH dehydrogenase [ubiquinone] 1 beta subcomplex subunit 1-like. Bases 1238 to 1414 code for a protein of 58 amino acids. Gene Ontology annotation, cellular component: mitochondrion. The record is from RefSeq and is a predicted model, not a curated record. NCBI's taxonomy places the organism in Eukaryota, Metazoa, Chordata, Mammalia, Carnivora, Felidae. The transcript has a single exon.
UUGUUUUUAAUGUUUAUUUGUUUUGAGAAAGAGAGACAGAGUGCGAGCAGGGGAGGAGCAGAGAGAGAGGAAGACACAGAAUCUGAAGCAGGCUCCAGGCUCUAAGCUGUCAGCACAGAGCCUGACACAGGGUUCUAACUCAUGAACUGUGAGAUCAUGACCUGAGCCGAAGUCGGACACUCAACCAACGGAGCCACCCAGGCACCCCUUGAUUGUUUAUUUUAUAACUGGAAGCCUGUACCUCCUACUUCCCUCACCCCUUUUUGCCCAUCUUUCCACCUGUCUCUGCUCUGGCAACCACCAGUUUGUUUUCUCUAUUUAUGGGUCUGUUUCUGCUUUGUUUGUUCAUUUGCUUUGUUUUUCAGAUUUUACAUAUAAGUGAAAUCGUAUGGUAUUUGUCUUUCUCUGACUUAUUUCACUUAGGUCCAUCCAUGUUGUCACAAAUGGCAAGAUUUCAUUCUUUUUAAUAUUCCUCUGUGUGCGUGUGUGUAUGUGUGUGUGUGUGUGUGUGUGUGUGUCUGUACCACGUCUCCUUUACCCAUUCAUUCAUCUGUGGGUGGACACUUGGGCUGCUUCCGUGUCUUGGCGAUUGUAAAUAAUGCCUCAGUAAACAUAGGGGUGUAUACAUCUUUUUGAAUUAGUGCUUUUGUUUUCUUUGGGUAAAAGACUCAGUAAUGGAAUUAGCAGAUCAUACGGUAUUUCUGUUUUUUAAUUUUUUGAGGAACCUCCAUACUGUCUUCCACAGUGACUGCACCAAAUUAUAUUCCUACCACAGUGCAUGAGGAUUUCUUUCUCUCCAUUCCUUGCCAACCCUUAUUAUUUCUUGUCUUUUCGAUCCUAGCUUCUCUGACGGGUGUAAGGUGAUACCUCAUGUGGUUUUGAUUUGUAUUUCUUUGAUGAUGAGUGAUAUCGAGCCGCUUUUCAUGUGUCUGUUGGCGUUUGUUAAUGCCAGUUUAUUUUGUCUUUGUAUCCCUUGCCUGAGGAGACAUAUCUAGAAAAAUAUUGCUAUGGUCCUUGGCCUAAUUUCUUAACCUCUUAGAGCCAUCAUAUCUUUCUGCAUCUAUAAAAGAAUUAGCAUAUAAUUCCACCCAGGCAGAAUCACUUUGUGCACCGAAUAACAUAAUUAAGUAUUGUGCUAGAUCCAGUCCUGCAUGGUGUUUCACAGAAGGGACUUGAGCGGUAGAAAGAUGUGCAGACUGGCCGUGGGGUCGUUUUUGGCACCAAGGCUGCAGCACUCAUGAUGAACGUCACUCACAUUGCUUGUGGCCACUGGGUACAUAUACUUGUGCCAAUGGGAUUUGUCCUUGGAUGUUAUCUAGACAGAAAGAAUGAAGAAAAGCUAACUGCCUUCUGGAAUAAGAGUUUGUUGUUUAAGAGGGAAUUGAGACCAAGUGAGGAAGUCACCUGGAAGUAAAGGCUAUGACUGAAUUAUAGAAUGUUCACAUUUUAAAAAUUAGGAGAGAGGGGCGCCUGGGUGGCUCAGUCGGUUAAGUAUCUGACUUUGGCUCAGGUCACGAUCUCACGGUUCGUGCAUUUGAGCCCUGCGUCGGGCUCUGUGCUGUCGGCUCGGAGCCUGAAGCCUGCUUUGGAUUCUGUGUCUCCCUCUCUCUCUCUGCCCUUCCCUCACUUGUGCUCUCUCUCUCUUUCAAGAAUAAAGAGUAAAAUUAAACAUUAAAAAAAAAUAAAAUAAAAAUUAGGAGAGAAAUAAAAACCCAUUCAUUAUUUUUGAAAACAGGAUGUGCAAACUGCAAACCUGAUGGACCCAUGAGAAAAUGAGCUCCUGGUAAUCUGAAGACACCUUGGGGAGGGCUUUAGUUCUCCAAGAAUCCAGAAGUUGGAGCCAAUGUUAUUUAAAUCUCAAAAUAAAAUAAAAUAAAAUAAAAUAAAAUAAAAUAAAAGAGAUCUCAGUGAAAAAAUAGAUAUUAUUGUAUGGUUCUGAGAGUGAAGAGUUUCUUCUCUCUCUUCCAUCUUGAGUUACUUUUCAUUUACUGGCCUCUUCACUCUAUUUCAUAUUUACUCUGUCUCUUUUACUAAUUUCCUCUGCCUAGUAAUCCCUUCUUCUCUCAAAGGGCAUGGUCAUCCACUCUCCCCUAUACAAGACAAGAGCCUUUAGGCCUAGUUCCCAUAACUGGUUACCACCAUGCAGAACUCAUACCCCACAGGAGGUCACUUUAACUGUGAGGCCCCCGCUACAAGUACUGUUUGAGGUUCCCUUGAACUGAGGAGAUUUGUGAGCAAAUGACCUUUAACCCAGUGAGACUCUCCUCCUACAAGCUCCACUAAUCUUCUUAGGUGUUAAUAUUUAGCAUUACCUUGUAUUACCCAGGUGCCGAAUGCAGCUGCCCACAGCCUUACCGGCAGAAUCUGUUGAAAUGCUUCCCUUGCUUCUUUUCCCUGCUUGUUUCACGGAGAUUUCUGUUCUGGCAAGGGGUCAGUAGAAGUGACAUCCCCCCCCCCCCCUUUUCAGUAGAAGGUACACACUUUAAAAGUCAAAGGUUUGAUGAAGGGCACAGAAACUGUUUCUCAGGGUUCCUCUCUGCCACAGAAUCAUUAGUCUGUUAUUAAAGUGCCAGCGAGGAAGGCGAUCAGUCCUCCAACUUUAGAGGGUGGAUUCGGCCUUAGUAGGUCUGGAGUGGCACCCGAGUUUCUGCAUAUCUAGGAUGCUUCCAGAAGAUACUGAGGCUGAUAUGCUGAUCUGGGGACCACACUUAGCCAGGAAAUGCUACUAAGUAACGAGGAAGGGAGGGACUGGCUAUGGAAAUCUUCGGGCAGCCUGGAGGGGCAGCCAAUUUCUGGUUUUUCCAGGUAUUUCCUUGUAGCAAAGAUCCUGGGCUUUUGGAAGAGACAAAGCUCUGUUGUAAUCUUUGCUUUCUACCUGCUGUGGUCACGGGCAAGUCAGUUACCUCAAAACCCAGUUUCCUCUUUUGUAAAACAGAGAGUGGAGGUAAUAUCUGCCUUCUGAGUGGUCCCAGAGAUUUUGUGACACAGUAUGUAUGACGGCCUAGCAGAAUGUCUGGCACAUUUAGGCCCUCCGUAAAUGGUGCUGUUUCUCACUGUUGCAAGGAUGAAACCGAGAGAUUGUGAGUAAGAGCCUGUUGUCUUCAGCUUUUCUAUAUUCAGGGUGAGGACUUGGCUUUGUUUUCGUGUGCCCAGAGUUAAUAAACAGGAGUGUUAGUGGGUGUGCUCCCCAUGUUCAGACAGUUUCUCCGCUUUGAUGGGUACAGCGGAAUCACCCUAGGGCAGAAUGAGGUAAUGCUUUGGAAUCAUGAUGAGAAGGCCUCUUUCUUAUUAGCCGUCACACCCUCAGAUAUUAAGGUGUCUUUCAUAAACUUUUCUAUUCUUAAGUUCAUGUGACACCUUUGUCACAGGUCUUUCUCAAAUAGCAGAAAGGGAAAACAUUUCCUAGUUCCUAUGGGUUCAAGUCCAUUUUCUUGUCCUGUACACACAAAAGCAUUUUCUUUGGGUCCAUAUGCUCUAUUCCUAAGCCUCUGGCUUGCCCAGACUUCCUGAUUAAGUAGCAAUACCUACAAAUCCUUUAAAGGCUUAUUCUGUUUGCUUGAAGUUUUAAAUUACUUCAAAAUAACUAUAGACUGGGUCUGCUGACAAGCAGGAGAUAGAACUCAACUUUUUCCCUCUGUGUGUUUCUGCCUGUUUUGACUGUUGCUGUUGACACACACAUGUUGUCUGACUGUUACUGAUGAUUCAGCAGAAGCCACUACAAACAAAACCAGUUUUGCACCAGAGAACACCCUCUUGCUGGCCUGAUUCUCUGGCAACGAUGAUGACAUCAACCUGAUUUGUGGAGAUGAAAUUUCUGGUUUUCUCUCUCAACAGCAUGUAUGGUUAACCUGUUAACUUAUAUUCCCAAAUUUACUUCCCCUUCCUUAAAGACCUAGUUCAUUUUAUUUAUUUUCUAUUUAUUUUUAAAUUUUUUAAAAUGUUUGUUGAUUUUUGAGAGAGAGAGAGACAGAGUGUGAGAAGGGGACAGGCAGAGAGAGAGAGGAACAGGACUAGUUCAU